Messenger RNA from Penicillium subrubescens, 1818 nucleotides. RefSeq lists its product as uncharacterized. The record is from RefSeq and is a predicted model, not a curated record. The transcript has 4 exons. Bases 1 to 1818 code for a protein of 605 amino acids. Gene Ontology annotation, molecular function: FAD binding. Lineage: Eukaryota; Fungi; Ascomycota; Eurotiomycetes; Eurotiales; Aspergillaceae.
AUGGAUACUCCCAUGAAAUCUUCGAUAAAUGAACCUUCACCCUCAAUUCAACCACUUCUUGCCGAAGCUCUCGUGCUAGUGGUUGGCGCAGGGCCUAUCGGACUGCUUGUGGCUUAUCAGCUAGCAAAGCGUGGGAUUUCUACCAUCCUGAUUGAGCGCAACCAUGAAACGACAAGAUGGCCAAAGAUGGAUAUCACAAAUGCGCGUUCAAUGGAGCUAUUGAAUCAUAUUGGACUCGCCGACGGUCUGAGAAAAUUAGGUUCGCUAACUAAAAUGAUCCCCCAUACUGGAAUAUAUCUAAUUCAGUUCCACCAGGCGUCGACGAGAAUUUUUCUUUGGAUUGCCUAUUCUCUACAGGUCUUUCAGAAGGAGGGGAGCUGUUGGCCAAAUGGGUAUUGUAAUCUAGACCUAGCAUCCCCAUCGGAAAUGCGCCAACGUAUUCGUCAAAAAAAUGACGGAUCUAUGCCAAGCCAACCUUGGGUCCGAUGCUCCCAGAUAUUGUUUGAAGCCUGGCUCAAAUCACUUGUAGAAGCUCAUCCAUUGAUUAAGUCUUUCUCUGGGAUGAAAUUUGAGCGUCUCACAGAACAUGCGGACCACAUAGAAUCUAUCAUCACGAAUGUCGAUACUGGUGUAGAACAUGCCGUUCAAUCCCAGUAUGUAAUCGGCUGUGAUGGCGCCGGAAGUCGAGUGAGAAAAUCAACGGGCAUCAACCUCACUGGUACUCCGCUUCCCCAGAGAACUUUACUUGUUCACUUCAAGUCGUCCGAUCUAGAAGUUCUGCAUCGUCAGGGUCAAUUCUGGCAUUUGUUCCUGUCCAAGGGGGCUUGUGUCAUCAACCAGGACGAGAAGGAUACCUGGACAAUUCACAUCACCAUGGCACCUGGAAUGGAUGAAGAUACACUGAAUCCUGAGGAAAUGGUGUAUGCGGCUAUGGGAGAUUCGGGAUCACCUCAACGAUUCAAGAUUGACAAAAUCCUGGUAACCAGUGUUUGGAGUGCCAAUCUGUCAGUCGCUGACGACUACUUGACCAAGAGCAAGCGAGUGAUUUUAGCUGGAGAUUCAGAUAUGACAGCUCACCAGAAUAUUCCAUUCGGGGGUUACGGCAUGAACACUGGGCUGGGAGAUGCCUACGACCUCGGCUGGAAAUUAGCAAUGGUUCUUCACAAACAGGGCGGAGAAAAGCUACUCGACUCGUACGAGGUUGAGCGACGUCCUGUUGCGAUUCGAAAUGUCUCCAAGUCAGGCAUCAACGCAGAAGUUCACAUGAAAUACGCUAGCUGGGUCAACGCCGAGCCAGCGGGUACGAUACGCAGUGAGACACCCGCUGGAAGGAAUCUUCGAGAGCGGCUUCGAUCGCACGUUCUCACUGAUGACGGCGAGAAUAAAAAUCUCGGGAUCGAAAUGGGAUAUCGACACUCGAAGUCUCCAGUUAUUGUUCCUGAUGGCAAUCCAAACGACGAGCCAAUUUGGACUGAGAAAGACUACUUUCCUUCAACGUGGCCUGGUGCCCGCGCACCCCAUGUCUAUCUAAAUGACGGAGUGACUCCAAUCUUCGAUCUUCUAGGGUUUGACUUUACACUGGUGGAUUUUACCGGCGAUGGAAGUGUGGGCAAAGAGUUUGCUGUCGUUGCCACUCGGCUGGACAUACCACUUUCUCUACUUCAUCUUCCUAACGAGAAGCAUGCACGACAGAUUUGGGAGCGUGAUAUUGUACUGGUCCGUCCGGAUCACCAUGUUUCUUGGCGAAGCAAUGUCUCCCAGUCACCAAACCAGGUGGAGAUUGAAGACAUUCUUCUGGUUAGUAGUGGAAGGAAGUAA